Messenger RNA from Staurois parvus, 393 nucleotides. Lineage: Eukaryota; Metazoa; Chordata; Amphibia; Anura; Ranidae. The record is from the annotation of a GenBank genome assembly.
UAUAUUGCCCAAAAUAUUGAAACCCCCACCCUCCCCCCUUCAAAUCAUGUGAUUCAGGUGUUCCAAUCCCCUCCAUAUCAUGUGAUUCAGGUGUUCCAAUCCCCUCCAUAUCAUGUGAUUCAGGUGUUCCAAUCCCCUCCAUAUCAUGUGAUUCAGGUGUUCCAAUCCCCUCCAUAUCAUGUGAUUCAGGUGUUCCAAUCCCCUCCAUAUCAUGUGAUUCAGGUGUUCCAAUCCCCUCCAAAUCAUGUGAUUCAGGUGUUCCAAUCCCCUCCCAAUCAUGUGAUUCAGGUGUUCCAAUCCCCUCCAUAUCAUGUGAUUCAGGUGUUCCAAUCCCCUCCCAAUCAUGUGAUUCAGGUGCUCCAAUCCCCUCCAUGGACACAGGUGUAUACAAUC